Colletes gigas is the source of this 450-nucleotide messenger RNA. RefSeq names its product protein NATD1-like. The record is from RefSeq and is a predicted model, not a curated record. The transcript has 3 exons. Lineage: Eukaryota; Metazoa; Arthropoda; Insecta; Hymenoptera; Colletidae. Bases 1 to 450 code for a protein of 149 amino acids.
AUGAAUCACAUGACCAAGAUAUCGUCAUUGACAUUAAAACAAAUCAAGCGAUACCAAUAUGCAAGAUUCGUUUACACUGUACAUCAUAAUGAAAAACGAGGCAUCUUUUAUUUAAAACUGGACGAUAAUUCAAAAGCUGUGUUGAAAUACAUUGCGGAUGGAAAGGUAUUGGAUAUGCAAGCAAUUAAUGUACCGUACAGAUAUACAGGACAAGGUAUAGCACGGCUACUUGCUGAGACAGCAUUUACGUACGCUAUCGUGAACUACUACUACAUGUACUUAUCAUGCGAUUAUAUGCAGAAGUAUUAUCUUGCGAUUAAAAAUCCUGAUCUAGAGGAUCGUAUCGUCGGACCACCGCAUAUUUUAGACGGGCCAGAUUCCGAACCCUUGGAUCCCGAUGUUAUUUACGAGCUACCCGAUCCAGAAGACUUUCUGAUCUAUUCCACUUAA